AUGUCUACCAACGCAGCUUGCAUCUUCUGCAAGAUCGUCAAAGGAGAGAUUCCCUCCCUCAAGCUGUUCGAGUCCUCCUCCGUCUUCGCCUUCCUCGACAUCCAGCCUCUCAGCCGCGGCCAUGCUCUAGUAAUACCCAAACACCACGCCCCAACCCUCACCACACUCCCCGACGAGCACCUCAGUGAGAUCCUCCCAGUAGUGAAGAAGCUAGCCAUCGCCUCCGGCGCCGAGAACUUCAACGUUCUACAGAAUAAUGGGAGGAUAGCACAUCAACAGGUCGACCAUGUGCAUUUCCACAUGAUACCCAAGCCGAAUGAGAAGGAGGGUUUGGGAGUGGGAUGGCCUGCGGGAGCGACGGACAUGGAGAAGUUGAAGGAGCUGCAUCAGGAGAUGCAGGCAAAGCUAUGA
This is a messenger RNA of Cyphellophora attinorum, 411 nucleotides long. RefSeq names its product Hit family protein 1. The coding region runs from base 1 to 411 and encodes 136 amino acids. The record is from RefSeq and is a predicted model, not a curated record. NCBI's taxonomy places the organism in Eukaryota, Fungi, Ascomycota, Eurotiomycetes, Chaetothyriales, Cyphellophoraceae. Gene Ontology annotation, molecular function: catalytic activity. Gene Ontology annotation, biological process: nucleotide metabolic process. The transcript is spliced from 3 exons.